AUGACGGAAAAAGAGGAAGCAGUGUUCCGUUCAGCGGACAUGUCGCUUGUGCAGAUCUUUGUACCCACCGAAGUAGCUAGAGAAACCAUUUACAAAAUCGGACAAUUAGAUAUCAUCCAAUUCAGAGACUUGAACUCGAAAGUUAAUGAGUUUCAAAGAUCUUUUGUCAAUGAAUUGAGAAAAUUGGACAAUACUGAAAGACAGUACCGCUUGUUCAAGCAAGAAUUGGACUAUAGAGACAUUCCUGUGAAGAUGUAUCCUUAUGAGUUUGUUAUACCACAACAGUCCGACAUUGACGAUUUAGUCGAAAGUGGGCAGUUGUUGGAGGAUCGCGUUGUUCAAUUGAGGGACUCUGUUGAAUCAUUAAACAAGAAUCAAAACAAUUUGAAACAGUUCAAGUUUACAAUCUUGGCAGUGAAUAAAUUUUUCCAUUACCAACUCGGUGGAGCUAGCGGUGGCUCCAAUGCGAUUGAAAGGACAUUGCUCCCUGAGCUUGAGGAGCUGCGUUUAUCUUCAACUUCGGCCUCGACUUCGCAAUUCAUCUCAGGAGUCAUCAAUCGUGACAAAGUGGGGAUCUUGCAACAGAUCUUGUGGAGAAUCUUGAGAGGUAACUUGUACUACCAUAGUGAAGAAUUACAAGAAGAGAUUUAUGAUGCCAAACACAAUGCAUAUGUUGCAAAAAACACAUUCAUCAUUUUCUCGUAUGGGUCCCUUGUGCAUGAGAGAAUUGUAAAAGUUUGUGAGUCUUUGGACGCUCAAGUUUAUGACGUGGAUAAGAGUGAAGAAGCUAGAUCCAAACAGUUGUCUGAAGUCAAGUUAAAAUUAGAAGACUUGGCUGCUGUCUUAUCUGAAUCGGAGAAUGCAUUGACCUCGGAAUUGAUUGCCAUCAGCCAAGAUCUUGGAAAAUGGUGGGAAAUCAUUGCAAGAGAAAAACAGGUUUACAAAACAAUGAACCGUUGUGAUUACGAUGGGGCAAGAAAAUUGUUACUUGGAGAAGGUUGGACUCCGACCGACUCUGUAGGUGAACUUACGCAGGUUGUCAAAGAGUUUGAUCAAACACAAUCGAUCCCAUCCAUUGUCAAUGUCUUGAGCACCAAUAGAACGCCGCCCACGUAUGUUCGUACAAACAAGUUUACUUAUGCGUUCCAAGCCAUUUGUGAUGCGUAUGGUACACCAAGGUACAAAGAGAUCAAUCCGGGCUUGCCCACAAUCAUUACAUUCCCGUUCAUGUUUGCAAUCAUGUUUGGUGAUUUGGGUCAUGGGUUUAUCAUGUUUUUAGCAGCAGCAUUUUUAGUCUUGAAUGAGAAAAAGUUGAGCGGAGUCAAGAAGGACGAAAUUUUUGACAUGGCGUACACUGGUCGUUACAUUUUACUAUUGAUGGGAUUUUUUUCCAUGUACACGGGGUUCAUUUACAACGAUGUCUUUUCAAGAUCAAUGUCAUUUUUCAAGAGUGGUUGGGAAUGGCCAGAAAAGUUCAAGAUUGGUGAAACUUUAAUUGCCAAGGAAGUUGGAACCUAUGUGUUUGGAAUGGAUCCAGCAUGGCACGGAACGGAGAAUGCAUUAUUAUUUUCCAACUCGUACAAGAUGAAGUUGUCAAUCUUGAUGGGUUACGCGCAUAUGACUUACUCCUACUUUUUCUCAGUCACAAACUAUGUCUAUUUUGAUUCAGUUGUUGAUAUUGUUGGUAACUUUAUCCCUGGAUUAUUGUUUAUGCAAGGUAUAUUCGGGUACUUGUCCUUGGUUAUUGUUUACAAAUGGACAGUCAAUUGGGCCGAGUCAAAGUACCAACCACCAGGUAUCUUGAACAUGUUGAUAUCUAUGUUUUUGUCACCAGGAAAUGUUGAGGAGCCAUUUUACCCAGGACAAGCUACUAUUCAAAUUUGGUUGGUUGUCAUUGCAUUGAUUUGUGUGCCUUGGUUACUUUUUGUCAAGCCAUUAUGGUUGAAGAGACAAUUGGAUAGAGAAGCCAAACAACAUGCUCAGUAUUCGUCAUUGCCCAAUGAUGAAGAAGCAGGGGGGUCCAACGGCUCUACAUACAAUGGCGACAACGACAACGACAACGACAACGACAACGAUGACGAUGACGAAGGUGAGGAGCAUGAAGAGCAUUCAUUUGGUGAUAUAAUGAUUCAUCAAGUGAUUCAUACUAUUGAGUUUUGUCUUAACUGUGUCUCACAUACAGCCUCUUACUUGAGAUUAUGGGCGUUGUCGUUGGCUCACGCGCAGUUGUCUACUGUGUUGUGGUCCAUGACCAUUAGCAAAGCAUUUGGUCCCACCGGAGUGUUUGGUGUAAUUGCUGUGGUGUUUUUGUUUGCCAUGUGGUUCACAUUGACGGUUUGUAUCUUGGUGGUCAUGGAGGGAACCUCGGCUAUGUUGCAUUCCUUAAGGUUGCAUUGGGUUGAGAGUAUGUCCAAGUAUUUCGAAGGUGGGGGUGUGCCAUAUGAGCCAUUUGGAUUCAAAGGUUUAUUAGAUAGUGUGUUCUAA
Lodderomyces theae is the source of this 2484-nucleotide messenger RNA. RefSeq names its product H(+)-transporting V0 sector ATPase subunit a (gene VPH1). The transcript has a single exon. The coding region runs from base 1 to 2484 and encodes 827 amino acids. Gene Ontology annotation, biological process: vacuolar acidification; proton transmembrane transport. Gene Ontology annotation, cellular component: fungal-type vacuole membrane; vacuolar proton-transporting V-type ATPase complex; vacuolar proton-transporting V-type ATPase, V0 domain. NCBI's taxonomy places the organism in Eukaryota, Fungi, Ascomycota, Pichiomycetes, Serinales, Debaryomycetaceae. The record is from RefSeq and is a predicted model, not a curated record. Gene Ontology annotation, molecular function: ATPase binding; proton-transporting ATPase activity, rotational mechanism.